AUGGGCCUGAAAUCAAUAACCUAUGAAGAAGUGGAUGUUAAUUUCACUCCGGAAGAGUGGGCUUUGCUAGAUCCUUCCCAGAAGAGUCUCUACAAAGAUGUCAUGCUGGAGACCUACAAACACCUUACAGCUCUAGGCAUAAAAGGACACAUACUGGAGAGAAACCCUUUGAAUGUAAUCAAUGUGGUAAAGCCUUUGCAGAUCGCAGUAACUGCCAGAGUCAUAAAAGAACUCAUAGUGGAGAGAAACCCUAUGAAUGUCAUCGAUGUGGUAAAGCCUUUUCACAACUCAGUAGUCUCCAAAAGCAUAAAA
Messenger RNA from Meriones unguiculatus (Mongolian gerbil), 312 nucleotides. RefSeq names its product zinc finger protein 846-like. The record is from RefSeq and is a predicted model, not a curated record. Gene Ontology annotation, biological process: regulation of DNA-templated transcription. Lineage: Eukaryota; Metazoa; Chordata; Mammalia; Rodentia; Muridae. The transcript is spliced from 3 exons. The annotation marks the transcript as partial.